Messenger RNA from Exophiala spinifera, 1668 nucleotides. RefSeq lists its product as uncharacterized. Gene Ontology annotation, cellular component: membrane. The record is from RefSeq and is a predicted model, not a curated record. Gene Ontology annotation, molecular function: carbohydrate:proton symporter activity. Gene Ontology annotation, biological process: carbohydrate transport; transmembrane transport. The transcript has 3 exons. Lineage: Eukaryota; Fungi; Ascomycota; Eurotiomycetes; Chaetothyriales; Herpotrichiellaceae. Bases 1 to 1668 code for a protein of 555 amino acids.
AUGGGCGCCGGCUUCAGCAUGAGAAGAAUCAUGGACAAGCAGACACAGGUCGUCCUGUUUAGUUCGACGGCCAUUGCGCUGUACGGAUACGACCAAGGCAUGAUGUCCCUUAUCAAUACGAAUUACCACUAUUUGUCUACCAUGGGCGUCGCGUCCGAUUCGCCCCUCGUCGGUGUCAUUGUGUCGGUAUAUUAUCUCGGCUGUGCGGUGGGCGCUGUGCUGGCUUCGAAGUUCGCCGACGACAAAGGUCGGAAGCCUGGCAUUUUUGCGUGUCUUGCCACGGCGAGUCUGGGGAAUUUGCUCAUGUUCGUCGCUGGCAUGGGGAAUGUUGGAUCCGACGGGGCGUUGGCGACGAUGAUUCUCGGACGGAUUGUCAUGGGGUUCGGUGUUGGAGGCAUCGACGCCGUCGUCCCUGUAUAUUCAUCUGAACUCCAAGAGGACGAUUCACGGGGUACGGCGCUCGCACAAGAAUUCCAAGCCAACAUCUUCGGCCUGAACAUGGCGUUUAUCAUGAACGUCUGUAUCACGCACAGCCUGGGCAAGUUCAGCGAGUGGGCGUGGCGCGUGCCCAUCGUCGUCAUGCAGGUAUACCCUGCCCUCCUCUUCGCGGGGGCCAGCCUCCUUCCGGAAACGCCACGGUGGUGCGUCCUGCAAGACGACACGGAGCGCGCGAAACGGUCCAUCGCUCGCGUGUUCGGGCCCGAACAGGUCGACGAUCGGAUUGCGGAACUCACAAAGGCACACGCACGCGAGCUGGACGAGGGCAUGAUUUCGUAUGCCGACAUGCUCGUGCCAGGGCGCUCGCAGUUUCACCCGACCGUGGUCACCGUCAUGGGUCAGAUCAACCAGGCCUUGACGGGGUACGGCGCCGUGUCGGUGUACGGGCCGCAGAUCUUUGAGCUGCUUGGAUUCCCGGUCGUGACGGCCGAGUACAUCACGCUGGGGAACUAUGUGUUUUAUUUCAUCAUGAUGACCGGGGCGUGGGUUCUGAUCGACCGUGUAGGCCGACGCAGGCUCAUGGUCCACGGUGCCCUGUGGCUUUCCGUGUCGUUUGCUCUGCUCACCUUGCUGGGCGGGCUGGUGUAUAACCGCGGCACCUUGUCCGUCCCCCUCCUGGCGACCGGCGUGCCCGGGAUCGUCUUUCUGUACCUGGCCACGUCGGUGUUUGGCAUAGGCUGGCUCGUGCCGCCGUGGCUGAUACCGACCGAGAUAUACCCCAGCACGGCGAGGGCGCAGGGAGCAGCCAUCAGCGUCAUCGUUUGGGGGCUGGCGAACUUCGCCGUGACUCUGCUCACCCCCAUCAUGUUCAACAACCUGGAGUAUUAUCUGUUUCUGGUGUUUGCGGCGACGAACGCUCUCGCGGGUCUGUGGACUUACUUGUACUGUCCGGAGAGCGGGAACAGGACCUUCGAGGAGAACCAGGACUUCUUCGCAGAAGCGAAAUACGAACGCAGUUGGGUCGUGUCGCGGGUCAAGAAUGGCGAGUACACUGUACUACCCGGUCGGGUGGAUGAGUUGGAAGAAGAGGAAGUUGUUGACGAUGAAGCUGUUGCUGGUGGUGGUGGCGGCGGUGGGAAAAAGAGGAAAGAGAAGAGAAAGAAGCUCAAGAUCAAGAGGGACGCUCAUCAGGAAACGGAGCCGUUGUUGGGGAGAGCCAGUAUAAGUUGA